Messenger RNA from Porites evermanni, 10152 nucleotides. NCBI's taxonomy places the organism in Eukaryota, Metazoa, Cnidaria, Anthozoa, Scleractinia, Poritidae. The record is from the annotation of a GenBank genome assembly.
AUGGCGGACAAGAAGAAGUCAAAGUGUUCGAAAACCGGCAAGUUUGAGCUACCGAUUAGGGAUUAUAAAAGAAAAUUAGUAAAAGCAGUGAACGAUAAUGAUUUCCUGGUUGUUGUGGGUGAGACUGGAAGCGGAAAAACUACUCAACUUCCGCAAUAUCUUCACCAAGCUGGGUAUACUUCUCGGGGACAAAUGAUUGGUGUUACACAACCAAGACGUAUUGCUGCGAUUUCAGUUGCGACACGCGUGGCAGAAGAAACGGAAUGUCAGUUAGGAGGUGAGUGCCUUUCUGAAAGGUAGCUAGUGUAAUCCACCCUACGUGCACCUACAUCACAACUAGUACAUGUUUGUACAACGUGGUGUUUUACAUGUACAUGUAAAUGUUACGGCUCAAAAUUAAAUUCAGGCCUAAAAUUUUUAACCUAGGUUGUCUCUCAAUUUGCUUGUCUCCUAGCCCUAAUUCAUAAUUAAGACUAGGAGACAAAGGAAAUCCAGAAUAAACAAACGUUAAAAAUUUUAAACCUGAAUUUAAUUUUACCUGUAACAUAUACAUUUAUAGACAAUAAAAACAAGUGCACAGGUCUAAACUAAUUGUUAUAACCAUUUCAUUGUUGCUGUUUUUCUCACACAUUAAAAUUUUCUGUUGUUUUCAGAAACUGUUGGUUAUCAAGUGCGGUUUGAUGACUGCACCAGUGACAAAACUCUUAUCAAGUACAUGACUGAUGGCUGCCUGUUGCGAGAAUUUCUUGAUGAUCCUGUGCUUAGCAAAUACAGUUUAAUUAUCUUAGAUGAAGCUCAUGAAAGAAGUUUGGACACUGUGAGUUCAUGUCCUUGUGAUCUCUAGUCUACGGAUUAUUAAUUUUCCUUCACUUAAGUCUCCCAUCUUUAAACUGCCCACCUCCUUUCACCUCUCUGAAAAUUUGCAGGAAAUUGGAUCUAUUCUAUAAACAAAAAUUAAUAUCAUCACAGGCACAGACAAAUAUAGUGAGAUUUAUAUUACUAGUACAAACAUAUGUCAGGGAGACUCUAGUAGAACAAUCCAAGAGAGCUGGCAUCAGUGACUCUGAAUUACUUAGCCAGUGAAUAGGUUCCCUGUUUUGGGGUAAAGGGGUUAACAAUCAUGACAAGACAGCAUGCAAGAGAAAAAAUUUACUGUAAUGAGGGAAGAGCUCCCCUUGAGCUCCCCUUGCCUUUCACUCUCCCCAGUCCCUCGCUCAGUUCACUCCGCUUGCCACUUGUUUCUCUUUUGCCCCACCAAGGAGACUGGUCCCUGGCUAUUUUAAUCUAAACUGAAGCAAUCAAGACACAACCACAAUAUCUUCAACUACUAGAUAUUGCUUUAUGUUUACUUAAAAGAUAAACCAAUUCCUUUGAGACGCUUCAGUGAAUUCUGCCUGUUUAGCCCUAAACCUGGUUUUCAUUCUUUUAAAUGUCCAAUAUUAUUAUUUCCACUGAACUGAAAAAAAUGGUAUCUUCUGUAUGCUUUAUUUCAGGAUAUACUUUUUGGUUUAGUAAGGAAGCUGUUUCACAAUCGAAGAGAACGAUCAGAUGAUGCAUAUAAACCUGUUAAUCACCUACCAAAGAUUGUGAUUAUGUCUGCCACCUUAAAUCAUGAAAAGUUUUCUGAAUUCCUUGGUGGUUGUCCUGUCUUUGAAAUUCCUGGACGUUGUUUUCCUGUAGAAAGUGUCUUCCUAAACUAUGUUGGUGUUAAAGACUUACAGACACCUAAUUAUCUGAAGCGUGUAAGUUUGUGGCUCUUUAUAAUGUAGGGAAUGGAAAAUACAUAAAAAUUUUAUGUUGACUUUAAUGGUAAACUAACCACAGAUAUUAUCUAAUGUCACUCUCUGGGUUUUUUCCUUUUUCAUAAUAAUCUGGUUGUUAAUAUUUAUUUAUUAUCUGCAGACUACCUACAACUGUUAUUGAAGACAAAUUGCCUUAAAACAUAGUCUAGUUUUGACCAAAGAAUUGUCUAUGAGGGGAUAAUCCAAAAUGUUGAUAGAUGGAGAGACCAGUCAUAGGACAAAGUUGAGAUACAGUGAUGCACCUGUCCCAUAAUAUUUGUAAUAAAUUAUUAUACAGCUUUCUAAUGGUCUCUACCCAGUAUUCAGUACCAUGAAUCCUUUCAGUUGCAAGAUUAUGUUCAUAAUAUUAUUUUUCUCACAAAAUUCAUUGGGAAUUAAUGUAACAGUAUUGACUAGUGAUAGUGAAGUGCAUGGCUAAGCUGUUUACUAUUUGGUGUGUCUGAUAUUUAGGCGAUAGAAACAGUGAUGAGAAUUCAUCUUGAAGAACCACCUGGAGAUGUUUUAGUUUUUUUAACUGGUCAGGAGGAAAUUGAGCAUGCAUGUGACAGGUUGUUUGAGGCUGCAGAGGAUGUGGACUACAGCCAUGAUGUCUAUUAUAAUGAAGUAGAGGCUAUGCUUAUUUUACCCCUCUAUGGAUCCAUGACAACAGGUUUGUGUAAUAUAUUAAACAUAGCUUUGUUUUCAGAGAAGUUGAUCAAUAUUUUAUGCUGUGCAUGUGCAAAGUAAUGACAUUCGCUAAUGUACAGGAUGAAAUAAACAUGUACUCUGAAGGUACUUGUAGGAUAAUUAUUAUUUAUGUAAUAGGAUUGGAGGGCAGCCUCUUGUAAUAAUGUAUGUGUAAUUGCACUUUCAUUUAUAUGUAUUUUUUACUUUAGAUUUUUUUGUGCACAGACACAUACACACUCUAGAAUUUUGGCUAAAACUGUUCAAUACAAAUGUUGUUGACAUUAAUGUGAAUUUAUGAAGGGUCAAUUUUCUAUAUGAAGAUAAUGUGAAAAGGUUUUUUUUUGCUCAUUGACAACUAGUAGCAUAAAUUUUGUGUUUUAUCUUCUCCUUUUUCUCUAGAAUAGACAUAAUCCAUACUUAAUUUACUUUAUAGUGCUCUCUUGUUUUAGAACUGCAGAAAAGAGUGUUUGAUCCUCCCAGCCCAGCUGUGCGGAAAGUUGUUGUGGCAACCAACAUCGCAGCCACUUCACUUACUAUUGAAGGCAUCAGGUGAAUGGCUAGCUCAUUCCUUUUCCCCUUCUACCACUGUGCAAAGUCAACCUUCAUGGGUUCAAUUGAAAAUUUUAAAUUAUUAUUUGACCAAAGAAAAAUGAACCCAAAUGUGAACUGUGCUUGCAAAGCCAUUACACUAGAUAAACUAUUAAUAAUAGGCUAAAAACUACCUCUUUAUGCUAUUCUACCUGACAUCUCAGACACUGUGGUUGCAUUAAUUCACUAUUUACUGGCAGAAUGCACUGUUGAUUUGAAAAGUGUAAUAUCAUCCAGAGCCACCAAUUCUCUUUGUAUUUUGUAGGUAUGUUGUGGACAGUGGUUUUGUAAAGCAGUUGUCUUACAACCCACGCACAAGGCUUGACUCUCUGAAUGUUGUCUUGAUAUCAAGGUGAUUUAAGAAUUUUCUGUCACUGUUGAAGCUCACAAAAUUAAUUCAUAUUUAAUAUUAAUCAUUCAAUAUAUAGUAUAAUUAUAAAAUUUUUUAGCACUAAGAAAUGAAGUUGUAACUGUAAGCCAUAAAAAUUAAUGUUGUAACCAGCUUACCGGUGUUUUAUUAUAAUGUUACUUUACAUUGCACAAAAUAAUGUCCUUUUAGUAAAUGCAAGCUGGGGAAAUAAAAGAAUACAGACUGUUAUAAUUUAACAUGCAUGUACGUACCUUGUUUGUACAUUUCAGGUCUGAAGCUAUUCAAAGAACAGGAAGGGCUGGUAGAACCGCUCCUGGAAAAUGCUUUCGUCUUUUCUCGAAGUAAGAAUUUGUCUUCUCCAUUCUUUCUGUGUUAAGUGGGAUGGUUUUUUUAAAGAACAGAUCUGUAAGUUAAACCCCUGUACUAGGUCUUGUAGGUAAACAUUCUCAAGGGGCUAGAUUAUUUUUUUUGUUUUGUUGCUAUUUUAGAGAGGUGUAUGAUACAGCUAUGACAGAAGAGACAAUCCCAGAAAUACAGCGGACAAGUCUGGGUCAUGUGAUCCUGUACCUUAAAUCCAUGGGAAUACAUGAUGUGUUAGGGUAAGGACUAUUAAAGCUAGCAUGUGUCAUUCUUUAUGUAAAUAUGAACUGACGUCUAGCAAUGUAAAUAGGAAAUCAUUCAGUUGGUUAAAUUAACAUGAUUCCGGGUAUGUGAGAGGAAAACUGGUCUAGAAAAAGUGGCAGAAAUCUUUGUAAGGUUUAGAAUUUCUAGAAAUGGGUACACUUGGAAACAGCAGCAGAAAGGCCAGACUAUAUUGCAAAGCUGUUGGGAAGGGACAAGGGGGUAGGGACCUUUUUAAGCUUCACCCAGACUUACACUAAUGUUGAUGAAGAAAGAAAACCCACACACUACAACAAAUCAUGAUUUAUAUCUUUUCUACAGACUUGCUUUGAAAACUAGGACAUCAUCAUGGAAUUUUCUUUUUAACUUUAGUCCAAACAAAUAAUUUAUAUGCAAUAGAACUUUUUACCGAUACGGCAGCCAUAGUGAAUUAAUUCGAUUUAAGGAGUAUUAUAGGAUGCCCAGAGGGCAUGAGCACAUUCCGGUGUUAUUUUCGAGCGCUUUUCGGGACAUUUUUUCUUAAAGUUUUCUUAGAAUAAUAUUGUAAUGAGAAAAAAGAUCCUUGUACCGUGUUUGGAUGUAAUAAUGAUCGCCUUUUUCUAGUUUAGUAUUAGAAAUAUUAUGGUCUUCACUGUAUAUUUCUCAGGAAAAAGGCAAUCAUUAUUACAUCCAAACACAGCACAAGGAUCUUUUUUCGCAUUAGAAUCUUAUUCUACAAAAACUUUGAGAAAAAAUGUCCUGAAAAGUGCUCGAAAAUACUAUCGAAAUGUGCUCAUGCCCCCUGGGCAUCCUAUAAUACUCCUUAAAUCGAAUUAAUUCAAUAUGGCCGCCGUAUCGGUAAAAAGGUCUAUUGUAUAUUAUUACACUUCUUGUAUUGACUUGUUUCUGAUAUUGAAUAUUUUCUAGUUUUCAGUACAUAGACCCACCAGAAGAGAGGAUGAUUUUGGAAGCAUUGAAGCAACUUUACUUUUUUGGUGCCUUGGACAGGUAAUGAAAGUAGAUAAAGGAAGAAGACAUCCACAGACAUGUUAUCUUAGUUAUUUUAUAAAAGAUAAUUAAAAGAUUUUGUCCACUGACUUCAAAAAAUUUAAAGCUGCAUUGCUUGUCUUCAUAAGAGUUAAAGGAUUGAUAAUCUCCUGUUGUGCUUUAUUUUGUUUUGUUUUUCUUUUUACAGAGGUGGAAAUGUUACCUCCCUCGGUCGCCAAAUGACAGAAUUCCCUCUCUCUCCAGGCCUGUCCAGAACUGUUAUCCACUCGGUCAGUCUUGGUUGCGAGGAUCUUGUACUUGCUGUGGCCGCUAUGCUGUCAGUCGAAAAUGUCUUCGUAAAUCCAGGCGGGAAAAAGAAUUUGUCUUCGGCAACAAAGGUUCAUAAAGAACUUGCCGAGGAAGCAGGUGGAACGAACGACUUUGCAACGCUUCUAUACAUCUACAGACAAUGUCAUUCAAGGUUGGUUAUCCGAUAUACAAGCAAAAACCCCUGGGGACGAUGUUGUGGAGUGCAAAUAUACUCUCCGUGGUCUUGAGGAGGCGUGGUGGGUGAGGGUUUUUAAGACACAGGUUAAAGAACUAUUCGUUUCAGCUUGAAGCGUUUAACAAAACCUGUGGGCACUUACAAGGUUUUUUAAAAACGGUAGUUUUGAAGGUUGUGCAGUGUUAAAAAAGCGCUUUUGAAAGCAUUUUUCUGACAUAAGAUGCGUAAAAUGCCGACAUGUCGAUUCUUCACAAUGCGAAUUUAGAGAUACUCAGCAGUCUACAGUUGGAAGUGGUUAAAAAUUAAUUUGUUUGCGUGCUAGUCACGGUAAAGCUUUACAUGCACAAUGUAUUCUUAAAACAACUUCGUUCCCAGGGCUUUUCCCUUAAAAAAUGGGUGGGGCGGGAAAAGGGAAAAGCCCUGGGGACGAGGUUGUUCUUAAAAUCGUCGCAAGAAUUUUAGCCAUGAUACUAACAGUUUUUAGGGCGUCGCGCACUUACUACGAGAACCGCGUCCUGCGCUACAGGAAUCGCGUUGCGCGCAACGCGACUCGCGAGAGGGGAGAAACUUGCUUUUGAGCGUUUCUGAACAUACCACAUUUCACCGUCGCGGAGGUUCAGUGAAUACAUUAUCUUUCUGUCUUUUAGUUCAUCCCCUCCACGAUGGUGCCGUGAACAUUUUAUUCACUGGAGAGCGCUGAAAAUGGCCUAUAACAUUCACCAUCAGCUGGAGAUGAUUUUACAGAAACAGGCAGGUUUAUCUUGGUACAUUCUGUAACUCCCUCCAAGGCGUUUAGGGGGUAAACUAGCGAGAAUGAAAAAACAAAAUUACACCUGGCCAAUUAGACCUAUCACCCAGCAGUGCCGGAUCCAGACUUUGAGAUAAGGCGGGGGGGGGGGGGGGGGGGGAGACCCCAAAACCCCAAAAACUUUUUUGUUGCCCUUUGGGCCCCAGGUGGGGGAAAAAAUAAGGGGGGGGGGGGGGGGGGGGGGGCCCACACCCGACACAAGCAAACUGUGCGGAAUUACUGUACCAAGCACUGUGUCCAGAAAAUUGUAUGACUGUGUACUAGUGGUGUCUGGGUCGCGGUGUGGGGGGGGAGAGUGAGGGGGGGGUAAGAAGGCAAAAUGUAACCCGGCAAAGACGACUGGUCCCCCCGCGGGGCUGGAGCGGGGAUUUAGGAUAGGGGGGGGGGGGGGGGAGCGCGGGCCUCAACACAGCGAAAGCAAACAUUUCGAUCUUGACUAUCCAAGCAACUGAUUUCGAAAAGAGUAUGUCAAUGGAGUUUCCUGGCAAAUUAACGUAACUAUGGAUUCAGUGCAAAUUAAUUCAAUGUGACUCGCUCUACAUGAAAACACAAAUUAACUAACAAAAAGCGGAACUAUCCCUACAUGGCCGCGAACUUUUUAUAUGCCCUUACAUGUACUAGCCUUCUACCAUUGUGGCUUUUUGCUCGAUUCAGCACCGUAUGCGGUCAUAUGUGGUUGAGCGGAUUUCGUGUGCUCUCUUCCAGUGAGGGAGAGUUUUUUCUCAGGGUAGUCCAGUCCUCCCACGCCCCCUGGUUUUACCAUUCCCAACCCUUCCAGGUUCUAAUUCGACGAGUGGAUCCCAAAACACUUGCUGCAAAACUCCUUGAAAGCUUCAUAGACCUGUGUUUCAAGCUAAACAAGUUCAGUAUUUAACUACCAAAAACUACAUUUACGUUUUCUUUGACCCAGCAGUAGAAUAUCAACCUUACCUCUGGUUAGAGAUGCUUUCUUAGUAACCUGUGUGAUGGGUGAUCAUUUCAACCUUGUCACUACACUGUAUAUGUUUCCUCUGUCAACAGAUUGUAAAGUAUUCCCUUCGUAAGCAUGCUACAGACAACACCGGACAAAAUUCCAAACAGAUGCUAAGAAGGGCCCUGUGUAAUGGUUACUUUUGCAAUGUUGCGCGAAAGUGAGAAUGUUUCUUUUUUUCUAAGAUUAUAACAUCAUUUUUUUUCUUGCACAUGUAUAUUGCGACCCAUUUUAACUUGAACCUUUAUGCCCCAAUAUCUACGUACAAAUUUUCCAAACUGGUAUCCAUACAUUUCCUUAUAGAAUUAAUUGAGGGAAUUUGUUCAAAGUUCAAGCGGCGACCAGAAAUAUGUCACUUUACAGCCACAUAACUGCAAACCAUGACCAUUCGGAGGCCUGCAUAGCAGGCAUUCUAAAGGAAAAAAAAAGGGGAUUUGGGGCGCGUGAGAAGCGCGAAGGUUGCGCUAGGGCGAGGGAGAGGAACCUCCUCUCUUCUCCCUCGCGCACGCGCGAAUUCCCUUCCCCUUCCCUUUUCGAACGCCUGCCACGCAGACUAACCAUUCGGUUUUCGUGGCAGGACCAACCAUUCGGCUUCCAUGGCUACCCUUUCAAUAAAUGAGGGCCAGAUAUGUGUCUCAAGAAUAACCAGAUUUUUAAAGGAAACAUUCUGAAUUCCUGCUGUUUGGCAGCAUAUCGCGUCAUCGUCUACUGAGGCAGUACAUAAUAUGAAAGCACAGGAUCCGAAACCACUUGUUUAUAACUGUAGAUGUUUUCUUUCAUUCCUAGAAGCAGCGCUGGAAAUAGCUUUCGCACCAUGGAUGGACAUGGUACUCAAGUAUACAUUCACCCAUCAUCCACGGUGAGGACCUGUUGAAUGAAGAUAAAGUUUAUUUUCAUCUUUCUUUGGAUUUAGCAUAUUUUGCUCGAUUAGCCUACGCAGCUGGCGGCUUUGAACCCGCAAGGAGAUUGAGGCGAACAAAACCAAUACGCGAAAAAGCUUAAUUAGAUAUCGUUACCUGUAUAACAAGUUCAUUAGAUGUUACGUCUCUGCUUUUUUAUAGUUGUUUGGUUGUGAAGAUCAGCUUGAGUGGAUAAUAUUUCAUGAUAUCAUAUGGACCUCGAAAAUUUAUGUCAGAACAGUAUGUCCGGUGAGUAAGCUAUUUUUCGCUUGGUUUAAAGAACUACAAAGAAAUUGCCUCGACUGAAGAAUUAAUGUUCAUAUGUCUGACUGUUUGUCCGUUUGUCGAUAAUUGUCAGUGGCUUCCGGCAGAGUUAGUUAAGAGAUAGAACUUCCGAAGGAUUGGUUAGCUAACUAGCCUUUCGUGGGGAGGCGAGGGUGGGAGAAAUGCGGGACCUUUUUACCCUCUCCCCUUCCCCAUUUGACGACUGCCACGUAGGCUAACGGCUAACUGCCGUCUGACCAACCGUCAUCUGACUGACUGGCAAGUUGACUGACCGUCUGACAGACGAACAGGUCUACCUAGCUAUCGCCUAUUAACUAACCGUCUGACCUGCUAAAGGUUUUGUUGACUGAAAAAGCGUUUACUGGUCUGCCUGUUGGACUGGAUGAUUGGUUGAUUAACAAUAACUGCAGCGGCAGCGACGAAUUCGAAACUGGACUUCUGACUUACUAACACACUGGCUCACUAAUGGGAAGGAUAGCUCACCUAUUAGUUAGAAUACAAAUGUCGUUGUAACUGGCUUUGCAAUAGUUUUUCAGUUGAAUGAUCGAGUGAUUUACUGAAUUCGUGCUGUUGAAUGAAGCCACUUACUGUGUCAUGUACUAAAUUGAUUCCUUUUCUCUCUUUUCCAUUCUCUUUCAGAUACGAUACGAGUGGGUGAGAGACCUUCUUCCAAGGUUACAUGAAGUAGAUAGCUAUUCAUUGUCAGGCUGGGCAGAGGGAAAACUUACAACCAGGGAACAAGAAGCAGAUGAGAGUAAACUAAACACCGCUCGUCAAGCAGGUUUCUCGCCUUUUUUUGCCCUUUGUAGAGUACAAUAAUAAAUGGUAUUGAGCUGUUAAUAAUACCGCCCACAAAAUUUGCUAGAAUGGGUAAAGCCCUAAUUCUUUGUCAAGGAAGAACUCAUGUGCGUGUGUCUUAAACUGUGAAUGGAUCAAUCCUUGCCAGACAAUGGGAUUGGGGACGGAUCAUCUCGUUGUAACAGAGAAGUAAUUUCAAUAACCGCCCGUUGAAUUCCUUGUCUGUACUCCAGACCUUUUCCUUUGUUGUCGGAAAUUACCAUUUACCCUCCCCCACCCGAUUGAGCUAGCCAAGGUUCCAAAAAUGUUCCAAGGCUCUGGGCCAAAGUUUACAGGGCUCCAGGGCUCCCAACAAUGUAAUGAAGGGCUCCAGGCUCCAUUUUUUUUAUUAGUACUUUAUCCAAAAUCGAUCAACCAGGAAAGAACCGCCAUCUCAGGUGUGCUAGAAUGUUCGAAUGCUAGUAUGAAAGGACUCCGGGCUCCGCGGCAAACGUUUCGAGGGUUCCAGGCUCCGCAAAUGAAUAAUGUUAGGGCCCCAAGCACCGAACGAUGGGGCUCCGGGCUCUGCAGCAAACAUUUUAGGGCUCCAGGGCUCCGGUCAACGCCCCCCCCCGCCGCCUCGACCCUGGCUAGCGGCCAAUAAAUCCCUUGCGUUUUUUAUUUUCGCAAGUGUGCUCGAUGGUCUCUAAAGAGAAGAUAAUAGUCAGCUUUCUGACUGUAUUCCAUUUUAUUCAUUUCAAAACGUUAUCUCUUUAUCCCACCAGGAUCAACCGAAAAAACUCCGAAAAUCUCCAAAAGAAACACAGAGGACACCAUCACUGCUGCCAGACUACGCUUUCAAGAGAGAAAGAGGGCUCGUGAUCAGCAGCAGUAA